Trichomonas vaginalis G3 is the source of this 297-nucleotide messenger RNA. RefSeq lists its product as uncharacterized. Bases 1 to 297 code for a protein of 98 amino acids. The record is from RefSeq and is a predicted model, not a curated record. The transcript has a single exon. Lineage: Eukaryota; Parabasalia; Trichomonadida; Trichomonadidae.
AUGCGUAUAAACAACACUUUCUCUGCUGGUUUGCCUAUUGUUCAUUCGAAUGCAGAGUUUUCAGCUUUAGUAAACUCAAACACUUUGGCAAACAUAAACUUAACCUUAGUUGACGCAAACUUUGUUCCUGUAAAACUUUUAUGUCCUAUGUAUUUGUCAAUGACGGCAGAAAGUUUCGAAUUGGAAGAUGCAACUGGUGAAAGUAUUGUACUACAAGAACAACUUCAACAACAAAUAGCUCAAGAACAACAAAUGCAACAAAUGGAACAAAUGCAACAACAAAUAGCUCAAGAAUAA